Molecule: messenger RNA, 1433 nt
Organism: Mercenaria mercenaria
Lineage: Eukaryota; Metazoa; Mollusca; Bivalvia; Venerida; Veneridae
Exons: 4
Coding region: 550-954 (134 amino acids)
Source: RefSeq, a predicted model, not a curated record
CGUUGCAACAAAAAAUCUACCCUGAAAACAUUUUAUAGUUUUAUAUAAUAUAAGAAUCAUUGAUUACAUCUUUCAGCCGCUAUAAAUUGCAGUAAAUAAAACAGGAAUAGGAGUAUUUCUUCACUACCUGCCUAAGUAAAACAAUUUAUUUUUAACGUAUAUGAAAUACACUAUGUUCACUUUUUAUGUCUCAGGUCGAGGUGUUUUUGCGAAAAAAUUGAUCAGAAAUGGAAAAUUCCUUGCGGAAUACCAUGGCGUUUUAUCCAAAGCUGACGACGUGAAAGACAAAGAUACAAACUACUCAUAUUUCUUUGACUUUAAUGGUGUCAAGUACUGGUAUGUAAAAUAUUUCAACCUUUAAAUGAUACAAGCCUUUAAAUUCAAGCUACAAAAUUGGAUAUCAAACGCAAAGGCGGAUCUGUGUCUGUUUUAGAAUAAGCAUUGAUGCCUCAGAGGAACCAAAACUGUAUCAACCAUCGUUAGGACGGCUAGUAAAUCAUGCAGACAAAAAACAACAGAGAAAUUCAAGAAUAACAGUCAUUGGUGUGAAUGGGGUUCCUCAUCUUAUACUGUUUGCGACUAGAUUUGACUUGUAAUGAAAACUGCGACGGUGAGCCAGUUCAGUCUCCUGUAGAACGCAGAGCGUGUGAAUACCAAAGGAAGGUCUGUAGUUCGAUUGGUCAUGAGAACAACAACAGUGGUGUAACAUCGGCUUCCAAACGCAAAGCAGAAUUUCCAGUACAAACAGGCAAAAGGAUCAAGGUCGUUUCUUGGACAGAGGAGCAGUUAGCGGUCAUGCAAAGGUCAUUCGCCAAAAAUCUCCGCUGCUUAAGAGUUCCUAACAAGGAAGAAUGCGAACAAGCAAGGAAAAAUGGGAGCCUGUUGCUUUCUCGUGACUGGAAGAACAUCAUAUUCCGUGCCCAUCAUGAAAUACAAAGAUUAAAGAAAAAAUGAAGUCAGUUUGAAAAAAAAAGUUAACAGAAAAAGAAACAUCCGUUAAACUUGCAAAGAAAUCUAACAGACAUACAUUUUCAAAAUGUAAAAAUGUUUAUGUGUGUUUUUUUACAUAAAGUCCCAGACACUCGUUCAUGUAAAGUAUUGUUUUUGCUGGAUGUUCAUGUUAAGAGGUCAUGAUAUAUCGACAAAUUACUAUCACGGGUUCGUUCAUGAAAAAAAUAAUAAAUUGACUGAAAUAAAAGUAUUGUUGUUCUUCUACUGAGGUUGUCGUUCUUAAUGAAAGCUAAAGAUUUAUCCAUUCGUCUAAGUUAUACCUCCCAAACAAUUCAUUCUUGCAGAAUUUGUACAGAACUUUUGUUUAAGUAUUAGUCCAUUAUCAUUCAUUUACAUUUAUUUACGAUAAACACGUGUUCGCGGUCCGAAUACAUCUAUUCAUCCUUUGCACUGUGUUUGUUUUCAGAAAUUGUGAUAGAAAU